GUUUAGCUCGGCCUUCGCCCUUCGCUCGAGUUUGCUUUGUUGUUGCCUGCAGUUGCCGACGAACUAGUUUUGCGCCUUGCCGCGACCGUGUGAUGUGACCUGUUGAUUUAUUUCUCAUCGUGUUUUGUGCUUUUGUCUGUGAUAAAAAUGACAUGAUGCUGUUUAAAAAUGUUCUAAGUGGUGCGCGUUAAGUGUUUGUGUUCAGUGUAAAAUGGGUUUGAUAACUUCAAGGGAGCAGACAAUGUUGGACGGUCCGGUGGCGUCGGCGAAGAGCCACCAUGUACGGCAGCCUUCGACUAGGAACCGGACGAAGCCUCCGAUGCCGGACCGGGAUGAGUUGGAAAACCGUUUCGUCAAAGUUUUGGCGUCUAUGGACCUUCCUCCGGACAAAGCAAAACUCUUGCGCAACUAUGACCUGGAAAAGAAAUGGGAGAUCAUCUGCGACCAGGACAUGGUGCAAGCGAAGGACUCGCCGGCGCACUACCUCAACAAACUCAGAACGUACCUCGACCCCAAAGCUUCCAGGAGUCACAGGAAACGAAAAAUGGUCGGCGACUCAACUUCGACGCAAGUCCUCAGGGAUUUGGAGAUUUCAUUACGAACAAACCACAUAGAAUGGGUGCGCGAAUUCCUAAACGAACAGAACCAGGGUCUGGACGUGCUGAUCGACUACCUCAGCUUCAGGCUCAGCAUGAUGCGGCAUGAGCAGAGGAUCGCACUCGCGAGGAGUCAGUCCAGCGAUGGGAUCAACCAAGUAAACACAACGACAUCAGAAUGCAGUGGACCAACAGAAACUGGUUCUACAAUGUCAGCCUCAUGGCGACGGAGGGCGCGCAGUGCAGAAGCUGAGUGUGAGGGUGCAGCCAGCCCGGCCGUUGCUAGGCGUCGGACGAGGCACGCCGCGAGACUCAACAUGGGCGCCUCCACCGACGAUAUACACGUCUGCAUCAUGUGCAUGCGAGCUAUCAUGAAUAAUAAGUAUGGCUUCAACAUGGUGAUCCAGCAUCGUGAAGCGAUCAACAGUAUAGCUCUCUCCCUAGUCCACCACUCGUUGCGAACCAAAGCUCUAGUGCUGGAACUCCUGGCUGCCAUUUGCCUAGUGAAGGGUGGCCAUCAGAUCAUACUGUCAGCUUUCGACAACUUCAAGGAGGUGGUCGGCGAGCCCAGGCGGUUUCACACGCUCAUGGAGUAUUUUAUGAAUUAUGAUAAUUUUCAUAUCGAGUUUAUGGUGGCGUGCAUGCAAUUUGUGAACAUAAUAGUCCAUUCUGUGGAAGAUAUGAACUUCAGAGUGCACUUGCAAUACGAGUUCACUGCGCUUAAGCUGGACGACUAUCUCGAGCGGCUACGAUUGUGUGAGAGCGAUGACUUACAGGUGCAAAUCUCAGCGUACUUGGACAACGUGUUCGACGUGGCCGCGUUAAUGGAGGACAGUGAGACCAAGACUGCUGCACUCGAGAAAGUCAACGAACUCGAAGAUGAAUUGGGACAUGCACACGAAAGAAUGGCGGCACUAGAGAGAGAAGCUAUAGCGAAGCUAGCGACGUUGGAAUCGGAGCUGGCGGCUGUCAGAGCCGAGAGAGACCAGCUCGCUGAGGCUAGAAGACAGGUCGUUGAGGAGGUAUCGACGCUACGUCGCGCGCAGCAGGACUCGCGCAACCGGCAGUCGAUGUUAGAGUCCAAGGUUCAGGAACUCGAGUCACUCACCAAGUCCCUGCCCCGAGGAGCUUCUAUGGGUGCUAUAUCCUCACACGCGAUGUGCAACGGUACUACAAACGGUCACAGUGCGUCCCCCCCUCCCAUUCCAAACGGAGACACGCCCACAACCAAAUGUCCCCCGCCGCCUCCCCCUCCGGCGCCGGCCCCGCCCGCACCUCCCGCGCCACCCCCAGCAGCACCGUGCCCCCCUCCACCUCCUCCCCCUCCGCUAUCCUCUUCUGCGCCCCCUCCCCCCGCACCUCCCGCACCCGGGUUAAUGGCACCCCCGAUGCACACGGACGCCAUGACCAUCAAACGGAAGGUGGAUACGAAGUAUAAGCUGCCCACGCUCAACUGGAUCGCGCUCAAGCCUAACCAAGUACGUGGUACAAUAUUCAACGAAUUGGAUGAGGAACGACCUCGGCGGCGGAUCAACUUCGCGGAGUUCGAAGAGAAGUUCCGGCUCGGGGGCGCCGUGGGGGCCGCGCCCGACCCCGACAGUGACACCCUCGCCUCCUUCCCCAGCAAGAGGUUCCGGAAACCAGAUACUGUGUCCUUGUUAGAACAUACCAGGCUUAGGAAUAUAGCAAUAUCAAGAAGAAAGCUCGACACACCCGUAGAAAAAGUAAUCGCAGCCAUCAACAGUUUAGACCUAAAACAAUUACCACUAGAAAGUGUAGAGAUCCUUCAACGCAUGGUACCGACGGAGGCAGAGCAAAAAGCCUACAAAGAAUACGUCGCUGAGAAAAAACCAAUAAACCAACUAACGGAAGAAGACAAAUUCCUAAUGCAACUCGCCAAAGUAGAACGCAUAUCAGCGAAGCUCUCUAUCAUGAGUUACAUGGGCAAUUUCUUCGACAACAUACAUUUGAUCACGCCGCAAAUACAUGCCAUUAUUUCUGGGUCGUCAUCAGUGAAAUCUUCAACGAAACUACGCAAUGUACUUGAAAUUAUACUUGCGUUCGGUAAUUAUUUGAAUAGUAGUAAGCGGGGGCCGGCGUACGGUUUCAAACUGCAGUCUUUGGACACGUUAAUGGAUACGAAGUCUACUGAUAAGAGGGUGUCUCUACUGCACUAUAUCGUGGCUACGAUCAGACAGAACUUCCCCGAGUUGAUGAACUUCGAUACAGAGCUGUUGUACAUCGAUAAGGCGGCUCAAGUAUCGCUGGAGAACGUGGCGGGCGACGUGUGCGAGCUGGAGCGCGGCAUGGAGGCGGUGCGGCGCGAGGCGGAGGCCCGCGACUGCCUGCGCGCCGCGCCACACCUGCUGCGCGACUUCCUCAACAACGCCAGCGACAAGCUGCGCCGACUGCGCGCCGAGACCAAGCACGCACAGGAUUCGUUCGCGUCGUGCGUGGAGUACUUCGGUGAGGCGCCCCGAGGUUGCGACGCCAAUGCUUUCUUCUCGCUGCUCGUCCGGUUCACGAGAGCGUUCAAGCAAGCAGACGCAGAGAACGAGCAGCGCCGCCGGCUGGAGCAAGCCGCGCAACAAGCUGACCACGUCGACCCCAACAAGGCCAAGCUCGCGCAGAAAAAACAACAGGAGGCUGUAAUCAACGAAUUAAAAACGAAAUCUCAGGCCGUCGGCGAAAAGAAACUGCUUCACCAAGACGAGGUAUACAACGGGGCGCUGGAGGACAUCUUGCAUGGUUUAAGGAGCGAGCCCUACCGCCGCGCUGACGCCGUGCGACGCUCACAUCGCCGUCGCAUCAACUCCCACCGACUCUCGAAGGGACUUGAGGAACUGGAUGUAUGAUACGAACUUGACUCCAGUGACACACUGGAAUCCCCCGUACAGAACGCAGUUAACUCUAUCAACGCUAGGUGCAACACAGACAAAAAGAAACGCCGCAAGGACCUCGAGAUGGUCCACAAAAAGCAAUCGAUAGCUAUCUAUAAUAUAGAGGACAAUGUGACUGAGUUCCCCCCCAGUGAACCCAGGAAGAAGUCCACGUACCGCGUCGCCCCCGCGCCCAUGGACUGCGAGGUCGAGGAACGCUGCGAGCUCAUCAAGUCUACUUACGAAGUCAUUUCGAAGUACACGAGAGCUAUGUUUGAUAAACAAAACGAAACCGUCGUAUGAACGAUGUGCCUAUUUUAUAUUUCGCGUGUAUUGCACUCAUUUACUUAGUCUUAAAUAUAUAUUCAACGUUAUUGGCUUGUAGUUAAAUUGGCCUAAAAGGUACGGAGUUAUAAACGUCCAAUUACAGACAAUUCGAUUAUCGAAACCGUUAAGUGUUGCCAUUUAAAAUUAAUUACCCUGAAAGCCGGGUGCAAUAUAUGUAAGAGUAUACUAACUUUGAUACGCCUACGAUUCAUUCCAUUCCACACGCGACAGCGAUAACCAGUAUUUUGCUACGAUACCGUUUACACGUGUGUUUAUAAUUUUCUAUACGAAAGCUUAGCUUUUAGUAUUUUUAUAUGUGCCCAUAGCUAAUUCGGAAACUCAAUAAAAUACUUUUUAAUAGAACUGAGUCACGAAUCUCAAGCACAAAAUUAAAAAGAAUAGGACCAAAUUUGAAUAUAGAAUUUCAUAGAGAAAUCUCGUAAAGCUAUGGGCAGUUAGUCCCGCUAGAUCAAAAAUGGCCUUUAAAAUUAGACGCACAGGUUUUGUACCGCGAUUUUUUCGAAUUUUAACAUAGAAAAUAGGUAUAAAUGUAACAGUGUCUUUAUAUAUGUACACAUAUACACGAAUAUGAACCAAUAAACGAUGUUUAGUAAUAUAUAACUACUAAUAUAUAGUAUAUAACUUACGCAUUUAUGAAAAUAGCAUUUUUACCUACUUGUGAUAGUUCAAAUUUCUUUUAUAAACGAUUUAAGUAAUAUUAAUUGGCUCCCUUGUUUGCAUUUAAAAAUACCGUAAUUAUUUUCAUGCCGAUAGUUUAACAGUCUCGAAUUAAGAACUUUAUUUCCUUCAGGUAAAGUUCAAAUCGCUAUCAGGCAUUAUUUAGUUUGUGUGACCAGCCAGUUGAUACCGUCUCUGCAUGUAUUAUUUGUAUCGCAGUUAUAAAUAAACAAGGGUGUCUGCAUCUGAUAAUAGUCCUUACAUGACACUGUAGUUAUAAUUAUAUUAUUUAUACAUUUCUAUUCCAACUAGAUUAAGUUUUGUAUACAAACAUUUUCCCCGAUUAAAUUUAUAUUUUUAUGAUCUGGCAAUAAUCUGAUUUGAAAUUCGAAUAAGUUAAUUUAAUUAUUAUUGUAAAUAUGUGUUCGUUUUUCUCUCUGUGAAAGUUCCAAUUUCAGAAAAAUGCGCGUUAAAAUAGAAAAAUGUAAAUAUUGUAUUUUUUAUAUAUUAAUUAUUAUCUAUUCACUCAAGUUACUUGAGCAUUUAAGCGGGCAAUAUAAUUUAGAGUACCUAUGUAUUUAAUAUUAAGCCUGAAAUCGGUACUUUUACAUUAUAAUUAUCGAAUAAGUUUUAAUUAAUUUAAUUGAUCCAGUGGAUGAUGAUUUAAUAUAUUGUAUGUAUGAUGCUUCAGCACUUACCUGGGCGCGUAACAAUUAUAAUUGAAAAAAUAAAAUUAAUAAAUAUUAAAAUUUAUUGAAGAAUAAAAAUCACAAUACUCGUUUACAAUUCGAUUGAAAUAAAUAACGAAACUUCAUUCGCUCAAGAUUUAAUUUGAUUUAUUGUACUAAUGGGAAAAAUUUAAUCGAUUUUUUUUAUAUAUUAUUUUGUUAAUGAUAUCAAUGGGUACGCUCUCGGGUUUCGUCAUAAAAUAGAGGUGCUUUGUCGCACAAUAGCUUGUAAUUACGUUUCGCUAAGUCAUGACAAAUGAUGAAAAGGAUAAUUAGUUCGGGAGUUGUAUAAAAUAUACAGGGUUACGUUAUAACAAAAUAUUUGCACAAAUUUUAAAUCAUUUUAUUAUAUUUAUGUGGUCAUUUCGUAAUUUUGAUUCUGAAGAAAAUUAAUGUGAGUAAAAUGUACGAUUUAAUAAAAAAUAAUUUGUCGUAUAGCAACAUUUUUCACGGCACAAAAUCUUUGUACGCAAUAAGUUGCGAAUUGACCGUGAUAUGUAAUAAAAUAAUUUUAUAUCGAGUCUUAUUAUUGCGUUAUGUAUUAUUAUUGCCAAUACAGUUUCUCAAGUUAUACGUUUUCGAUAUUAUUAUUAUUUCCCGAAUACAGAUGAUUGUACCUUCUCUACCAUAAACAACCAUACCCACCAUUUUACCCCACCAUAGACAAAAAUUACACAGAUUCCUUCAAUGUUGCCAAGAAAUAAAAUCGAGUAAUUUUUUUCAUGUUAAUAAAUCGUUUUAUAGAGUUACGGAUUUAAUAUUAAUUUAUUAUAGUUGUGCGUUUUGUUUUUCAUUAUUAUUUUAUUUCUUGGACAUUUUGGUAAUCUGAAUGUAUUUUAUUGUAUUAUUCUUCACGCUACGUACGUAUAAUAAGCUGUAUUUUUAAAAGUAUUUCAGAUAGUUAAAUAUAAUAUUGAUAAUAUGUGCCUAUCCAGUUCUAUUCCUCAUAUUAAAUAGCAAUAAACUGGCUUUAAAUAUAACAUAGUAAUAAAAUUAUUUUAAAUUAUUUAUAAACACGUAAACCAUAUAAACGUCUUUAUGUACCCAAUUUGUUCGUUCAAAGUAUUUCUUAAAUACACAUUUAAAAAGCUUUCAUUUGUAUUCGGGAACUAUUUAAGUUUAGUAGAAAUUUAUAGAACCGUUUUGUGUAUAGUUAUGUAUUCGAUUUCUGAGUUUUUGUUAGUAUUGCAUGUACGCUAGCAUAGUAACAGUAUUCGGAUGCAAUAAAUAAAACAUACAUUUAAUUAACAGUGAUUUUAUUUAACUUUGUAUAUAUUUUGUGUCAUGUAGCACCUUAUAUCUAAAGUUAUGUUGAGACAGUUUAGUGAUACGCAAUUUUUGCGCUACGUAGGUGGCGCCACUUGAGAAUUAGAUCCUUUCAAGUUUAAUUAGUAAUUGAGUUAUACACUUUGGUGAUUAGAUAAAACUCUAUGUGUGUGUUAGUGCCUCUAUAUAUACAAUGAGCAUUAUCAAAUCAUAGAGUUAAUUAUAAUACAUAUUCAUACUUAUAGGAAAUAUAUGUAUGUUUAUUCAAAACUCAAAAAUAAAAUUAUAUAAUUACAUUAUUUUCUCAUCUACAUAUAUUUACCAAAAUAAGAAAGUAAAUAACAUUGUUCUAUAAAAAAAAGAUAAAAAAUAAAUCUAUAACUACUAAAAAAGAAACAAUUCUUUGGUCCUAAUUAGAUAAAUUACUAACACAUAAAAAACUUUAAUUAUAAAUGAAUUUUUAGUGAUCGAAAGCAAUUACAUUUUAAUAAAAUAGGUAAUCUUAAACUUCUAAUAAAUUUUGGAAAAGUGUAGGUUCUUAGCCUAAUUUGUGGAUUUCAUAACCAUUAAGAAAGUGAGAUCUGAGUAUAUCUUUUAAAUAUCUUUCUUUAAGUACCAAACAAAAAUAAAGUACAUCAUAAAAAUGGAAUAAAGUUUACUUAGCAACUUACUUGCCUGAGUACAAUACUGCCGACGUAUCUUGGCGAGUCUGAAGUUAGCUGAUUAGCAGCACAGUACUCAAUUUUCUUCCUAAAAGAUCCAUUGCGCAGCCAAACGGCUAACUUCAGACUCGCCAAGAUACGUCGGCCGUACUGUCGAAAAGUAAUUUGAGUACAAACAAAAUGGCCAAAUAUUAUAUUUGAAAUGCAAAAAAUAAACAGAUUUUCAAUUUUUAAAUAACAAUGAAGUGUGCAACUCUAUUAAAUAAACCUUCCAUACUCUCAUAUCAACCUAACAAGUAAAAAGAUCCAAGUACUUUUAAAUCACCUUAAAAAGAAAAAUAGUUAAUCAAAAUUAACAUUGAAUUUUUCAUCAGCGACACUCUUGAUUUUCUCAACAAUGGUUUCUACUUCAGCCAUUGCCCCAACACCAGUUUCCCCACACAUCAAAGUUUUACUGAUCGGUGGUAUUUCAGUAUGGCCCCAUUGCUUUAGCAAGUUUAUUUGCUGGGCAGUGAUGGGAUGCUCCCACAUCCUCGUGUUCAUUGCAGGGCAGAAGAUCAAUGGUUUGGACAUGUCCCACGCUCUGGUUGUGCAGGUGAGUAAGUUAUCACAAAGGCCCUGGAAACAUAGUGAUAGUAGUAGUUAUUAGAAAUGAGCUUCUAAAAAACUAUAGUCUAUUUAAAUAAUUAGUUUAGUUAAAUAACUAAAUGUUAACAAUCUUGGCAUGUCUUUAUAUCUAAAUGUUGUCUAAAAAUUGUAUGUAAAAAUGUUUAUAAUUAAAGUCAUUCCAUUGUCAAGGUAUUUACCUCAAUCGGUUUUAGCAGUUUGUUUAGCUAAUAAACUGAAUUUAAAUAUUCUAUUUAUUUUGCACAAACUAUUUAAUAUAAAAAAAAAUGCCAAGAUUUACUUAACCACCUAAACCUCCAGAUAGACCAUGGCUGUAUUCAGAAAAAUCAAUAGUCAAAUCUAGUUAAGAUUUUGUUUACAAGCACACAGUCUGGCUUAAAACAAAGUUUUGUAAAAUCAAUGUCUUACUUACUUGAGCCAUCUUCGCCAGUGUAUUAGCAUCUAGUGGAGCUAUCACCAUAAUGUCGGCCAGCUUGCCAAGCUCAAUGUGUAAAACAGGGUCACCUCUUUGCUUCCAAGCUUGCCACUCCAAACUAUCGUCAUACACUUUCACGUGAGCAGGCAAAUCCGACAUUUUAAAGAAAUGUUUUGCAUGUUCCGUCACUACCAAGUGCACCUACAAAUUAAAAUUAUAAUUUAGAAACAAUUUUUAUACUUUGUAAUUUUUCCAAUAACAUCUAUACAUUGUAAACAUAACCUCGAAGUCAUAAGUCAUUUGGUCCGGAGGUAUUUCUAAUAGAGCUUUUAUUAGAUUCGGUAUUUUUAAGGCAGCUACGCUACCUGUAGCUGCCAAAAGUAAUUUACAAGAUCUUCUUGUAUCAGUUGUAUCCAUUUUAAUAAAAAUUUAAAUAAACAAAUACAUAAAUAUUUACAGUACUAGAGUGACACAAGAGUGACAUUACGUGACAUGACUUGAAUUUUAUAACUUUUAUUCACUUCGUUCAGAAAAUAAAUAACAAUGAACUAUUCCUUUUCCUUUUUUAAUUUUGUUUAGCGAGUUUGGCUUGGUUCUAACAUAAAAACAGAUAUUUUUUAUUAUUAUAAAUAUAAAAAGUCUUGUU
This is a messenger RNA of Spodoptera exigua (beet armyworm), 8824 nucleotides long. The record is from the annotation of a GenBank genome assembly. NCBI's taxonomy places the organism in Eukaryota, Metazoa, Arthropoda, Insecta, Lepidoptera, Noctuidae.